CCCCCUCGAAGUCACAACGGGCGAGUGGCCGCUCGGAAGCAAAAGAGCGCAAGUCGGCAACGCGGGCGGGCAGGCAGGCAGGCAGGCGGCGCGCACAUGGCCGCCCUCAUCAGCGCCUACUCGUCGUGGCCCGAGUCGUUCGAGUGUCCCCCGGCGGAAGGCGACUUGGCCUCCGACGCGCAUCUGGGCGGCGGCGGCGACAAGCCGCCCGAGCCGCGCAUCCGGCGGCCCAUGAACGCCUUCAUGGUUUGGGCCAAGGACGAGCGCAAGCGGCUGGCCGUGCAGAACCCGGACCUGCACAACGCCGAACUCAGCAAGAUGCUCGGGAAGUCGUGGAAGGCCCUGACGCCGCCCCAGAAGAGGCCCUACGUGGAGGAAGCCGAGCGCCUGCGUGUGCAGCACAUGCAGGACUACCCCAACUACAAGUACCGGCCCCGCCGCAAGAAGCAGCUGAAGCGCAUCUGCAAGCGGGUGGACCCCGCCUUCCUGCUGGCCGGCCUGCCCCCCGACCAGAACGCUCUGCCCGAGCAUCGGGCCCUGCGCCGCCCCCUGGAUAAGGACGACGGGAGCCACCCGCCGGCGGCCGCCAUCCACUUCGCCGGCCCAGGCCCCGGCCCCGCCCCGCCCGGCUUCCGGGACCCGGCGGGGCCCGGCGGCUUCGACGCCUACCCCUACGGCCUUCCCACCCCUCCCGAGAUGUCGCCUCCCUCCUACUACCCCGCCGUGUCCUGCCCUUCCCCCGACGGGCGCCACGCCGGCCAGAUGGGCAGCCCGCCGCCGUACCAGCCGGACUACGCUCCGAGCCGCGCGCCGUGCGCGGGGCCGCACGUGUCCCACGUGACCCCGGGUCAGAACGGCGGCCCCAUCCCCGGCUCGUACUACGCCGCCUCGCCGUUCCCGCCGGCCCACCACGUCCUCCGGCACGGCCACGCGGGGCAGCUGUCCCCACCGCCGGAGACGCACGGCCACCUGGAGACUCUGGAUCAGCUGAGCCAGGCCGAGCUCCUGGACGAGGUGGACCGCGACGAGUUUGACCAGUACCUCAACUCGGCAGGGGGCGGCUUCCACGGCGAGCAAGGCGGCGGGGGCGGGGGGGGCACGGGCCACCUCCAGGUGUCCGCCGGCGCCGCCACAGAGACCAGCCUGAUUUCGGUCCUGGCCGACGCCACCGCCGCCUACUACAACAACUACGGCAUCUCGUGAGCUGCGGGGGCCGCCGCGCUCAAAGACGCUUCCCGCAUCCGUCCCUUCAUUUUCUAGCGCCGCUCCCGUUCGGGGUCACGCGUCGGCGGGGGUGGGGGGGGUCGUCCCCGGAGAGUUUGGCGCACCCCGAACUGGCCGCCAAUCAAUCCCGGCGCACGCUAAACGCAUCCGUUGGCUUCGUAGACCACCGCGCCCGUGAAGCUCGCCGGCGACCUGAGCCGACUCUCAGUCGCGCCCACCUUAAGUGGCGCCAACGCACACCAGGAGCUGUCCGUCCAUCCGUUUUCCGUAGCGCUUGUCCUCAUUCGGGCCCCGGCAGAUUGAAGAGUUUUCGGCAAGGGAACUCCGAACGGCUCCCUUUCCCGGCAAACGUUAUUUGGGAGCCUUCCGCCUCGCCGAGGAGGCUUUCGUGCUUUAGCUGGAGGCUCCCCGAGCCGCCUCGGCACUUUUGGCGACAGAAGCGGGCUUGUUUCUCGCAACACGCAUCCGCCGUCGCUAUAGAGACGUCCAUCCAAACGGUUUGGUUUUUCCAUCCGCAUCGGGGUGGCGGGGUCACGAUCCCCCCCAAAGACUUCUCCCCUUUGGUAAGAGGAGCACCUGGACCGGUGGCCAAUUAAUCGUAGCACACGUACGUCAGCAAAGAACUCUUGACACCCAAAUUUAGGAGGAACCGCGGCACCUCAGGGAAGGCGAUGGGGGGGGGGGGGGGGGCCUCCGCUCGUCAUCUACAUUUUUUUGUGCGAGCAGAAGCACUGAUGGACGCUCGCCAGGAGCUCAUUGAAAGCUUCUCGUUUUGGUCAUCCUUUCCCUCGCCAAGACCGACCUCGCUACUCGUCCCCCCUGUGAGGGUUUUGUCUCCAGUACGCCCCCUGCCCCCACCUCCCCUCCCCCCGCCCCUAUCAAAUGCUUAAUAAUACAACUAUAACCGUGUCUAUGAUUGAGCUAGGGUGAAAUGUAUGCCCGUUUAGAUUGUAAUUUAAAAGUGAUGAAUUGUCAUUUCCUGUGCAAAUCAAUAAAGGCCGAUGCUGGUGCCCAAGUGGAA
Molecule: messenger RNA, 2245 nt
Organism: Hippocampus zosterae (dwarf seahorse)
Lineage: Eukaryota; Metazoa; Chordata; Actinopteri; Syngnathiformes; Syngnathidae
Gene: sox7
Product: SRY-box transcription factor 7
Exons: 2
Coding region: 97-1203 (368 amino acids)
Biological process (GO): cell differentiation; regulation of DNA-templated transcription; anatomical structure morphogenesis
Molecular function (GO): DNA-binding transcription factor activity, RNA polymerase II-specific; RNA polymerase II cis-regulatory region sequence-specific DNA binding
Source: RefSeq, a predicted model, not a curated record